Messenger RNA from Vitrella brassicaformis, 744 nucleotides. NCBI's taxonomy places the organism in Eukaryota, Vitrellaceae. The record is from the annotation of a GenBank genome assembly.
UGAGGCCAUUCCCAUGCACCAAGCAAAUCAUGCGUGGGGUAGUUACACCGUCCCCGCCACCAUGGUCACCAGACAGACAAAGAUGGGCAUCAUAUGACGCGGCCUCGCCGCGAUGGGGCCAAGGACAUGACGAACUUUAGCGGCCGUCAGGACGAACCGCUGCGGGAGCCACUCCUGCUGCGGGAGCUGGCCCAGCCGGGCCGAUUGAGCCGCCACAUGACGACUCACCUUGUCGACCAUCUGAUGAAUGAAUGAAGCACACGAGAGCAACACCGAUCAAACGUAUGUCUGUUGUGGGCUCCUUGACAGUCUGCUCACACCUGUGGUAGUGGCCUGCACACCAGACAAGCAACAAGCAAACGAACGCCCGAUGAGUGGCUACCUUCCCCUGUAACCUUCCCCUGAUUCAUGGCAAACACUUCUACAGGCGACAGCAGCUGCUGAACCCCGCGGCGCAUCCAUCACGUCACCCAGCUGCACCAUGGUAAGUAUGUAGCAAGACGACACAAACACACAAACACCCUCUUCUCUUACCAUAGUGGCUCUGGCAGCCUUAAGGCUUCGACAGGCUCUGAAACGCCCUUUUUUGUCAUUGCAGUCGCGCCUUGCGGUCCUGUCCGGAGAUGAUGGGGCCUUGUGAGUGGGGAUGCUGAUCACUGCCGCAUCGCGGGCGGACUGAUUGCGGUGCAUCCAGCUGCAGCUGCUUCAUGGCCAGGGGCUCGAUAGAGGCGCUCGUGUGAGGAG